UUUGAUUAGUUUUGUUCAAAAAAGUUGUUAUACAACACUCGUGCAAGAUUAAUUUUCUUGUGGAUUACUUCUUGUCAUCGAAAUGGUUUUGUUAAACAUACUGGCCCGGGGAUUACGCCAGCAUUCGAGAGAAAUAGCUUCAUACCCCAGUGGAAUCGCUUGUCUCAAAACAAACAGACAAACACGAUGGCUACCGGUAACUCGGCACCUCUGCUCAAAACCUUCCGAUUCCAAAACUGAAAGUACUAACUCAGACGAAUUCAAAGUGUACUACGGAAUAUUAACACCCCAAAUUCGAGCGGUCAAAGUUUUUUCGUUGACCACCAGUCUUGGCGGAAUCAUCGCACAGCCUGUUCUCAUGGAACAAGCCAGUAAGAUCGGCGGAACAUCGGUGGUCUUAGCGGUCUGCGGUAUUGCAGGAUUCUUCACAUUUGUCACUCCUUUCCUAUUGCACAUGGUUACAAAGAAGUAUGUAACAGAAUUGCAUUACGAUGUUGUUAAGCAAGAAUACACGGCCAGCAUUAUAACAUUCUUGUUGCAGAAACAGCAGAUCAAGUUUAAGCUGGAAGACGUGAACAUUCCCGAAGUACCCGGCAUGUUCACUACGUUCGAGGUCAAAGGUAAAUCUUUGUUUGUUGAUCCGAAAUUGUUCCCAGAUCCAACGCACUAUAUCAAAAUAAUGGGUUACGACAAGCCAAUCGAUUUCAAAUUUGAAGAAGCUCGACAGAAUGCUGAAGAGAGCUCGAGAAAAAAGUGAUGCGGCUACCUAGAAUAAAGGUGAUGUUCAUGUUU
This is a messenger RNA of Uranotaenia lowii, 792 nucleotides long. RefSeq names its product transmembrane protein 70 homolog, mitochondrial. The transcript is spliced from 2 exons. Gene Ontology annotation, biological process: mitochondrial proton-transporting ATP synthase complex assembly. The record is from RefSeq and is a predicted model, not a curated record. Gene Ontology annotation, cellular component: mitochondrial membrane. The coding region runs from base 83 to 757 and encodes 224 amino acids. NCBI's taxonomy places the organism in Eukaryota, Metazoa, Arthropoda, Insecta, Diptera, Culicidae.